CCUUGGAGGGGCGGACUCAGGAUAAAGAGUCUGAAGCGGCCCUUGGGCGAGUCAGAAGCAUAUCCGGUGUUUAAAGAGCUUUGUGGGCUCCAGAGAGGCGGGUGAGAAGUGCGGAGGCCGUGUCCCACAGACUCUGGCAUCAUGAACAUUUUUGAUCGGAAGAUCAACUUUGACGUGCUCUUAAAAUUUUCCCAUAUAACCCCCUCGACACAGCAGCACCUGAAGAAGGUCUAUGCCAGCUUUGCCCUGUGUAUGUUUGUGGCAGCCGCAGGGGCCUUUGUCCAUGUGGUCACUCAUUUCAUUCAGGCUGGCCUGCUGUCUGCCCUGGGCUCCCUGGGAUUGAUGAUCUGGCUGAUGGCCACACCUCACAGCCGCGAGACCGAGCAGAAGAGACUGGGGCUUCUUGUUGGAUUUGCUUUCCUUACAGGAGUUGGCCUGGGCCCUGCUCUGGAGUUGUGCAUUGACGUCAACCCCAGCAUCCUCCCCACGGCCUUCAUUGGCACAGCGAUGAUCUUCACCUGCUUCACCCUCAGUGCGCUCUAUGCCAGGCGCCGUAGUUACCUCUUUUUGGGAGGUACCUUGAUGUCAGCCAUGAGCCUGAUGCUUUUGUCUUCCCUGGGGAAUCUGUUCUUUGGAUCCAUUUGGCUUCUCCAGGCAAACCUGUACUUGGGGCUGCUGGUCAUGUGUGGCUUUGUCCUUUUUGAUACUCAACUCAUUAUUGAAAAGGCUGAAAAUGGAGAUAAGGACUAUAUCUGGCACUGCAUUGACCUCUUCUUGGACUUUGUCACUCUCUUCAGAAAACUCAUGAUGAUCCUGGCUUUGAAUGAGAAGGACCAGAAGAAAGAGAAGAAGUGAAACGACCAUCCAGCUUUUUUCCCAGUUUGGCUUCCUCUCCCUCCACCCCUUGUUUCCUCUGCACACAUCACAUGUGGCGUGAUCUCUGAUAAUGAAAAGCAUCAGAAAAGCUUUUGUACCUUGUGGUUUUCUCUAUUUUGAAUUUUUUGAUCAAAAAACUGAUUAGCAGAACAUAGUUUGGAGUUUGGCUUCAUAUUCCUGGAGUUCUUCCCCAAUUCCUUUUCUGUCGCCCCCAGCCCUAGCUUCUUCCUCCACUGAGGCAGCCAAGUCCAUCGUGAUGAGGAGUGAAACCGCGGAGGGAGACGACUCCAGGAGGCUGCUUCCUGACUGAGCCGUACCAGGUGGAUCUGAACUGCUGGGUGGAGGCCCCUCGGCCCUUCCUCAGCACUGUUUGGUGGGUGCACAGUUCCUGUAGCACGGGCGGCAGUGUUUUCCUUGGGAAAGAAGUUUGCUGGUCCUGUUGUUACUCAGGCUCAGCAUGUUUGAGCCGUCAAGCCCUACAAAGAAAGUGAAGAGCCUCCUCUGGUGGAUUCUUUGCUUCUGAGCUGCCCAAGUGGCUGCUAGUCUGGCAAACACUUUCUGCCUUGCCAUCACCAAAGGAAUGUGGAUUUGUAUGUGUUCUCUCCCCUAUCUUGUGUCUGACCCUCAGGGAAUCUGCCUGCCUUCCAUUCCUGGGGUGGGAGUGUUUCAGCCCAAAGGGAAGACUAAUUCUUGCCGCACUUAAAAAAAAAAGGCUGAUGUUGUAUGGCAAGGUAGAGCCUAGAAUUCCCAGAUUUCCCCUGGUCUUUAUUUUUUUUUACUGGUUAUCACCUUAGUUACUGAGCGGCCCCCACGAGGUGGCUCUGAUUAAAGGUCUCAGGAGAGGAAGAUCAGGGGAAGAGAAUGGCUGAGCCUCUGGGGGGUAAUUGUAACUAAUCCUGCCAGACAAACUUGUUGGGACAAAAUCUCUACUGCGUGGUUCUUUGUUCGGAUCAACGGAACAGGCCGUGAUGGCUGGGGAGGCAGCAUUCACCCCCAUCCUUUGAUGCAUUUUUGUUCCCUCCCCUCUGGUAAUGUCCCUCCUGAUAAUAGUUACUGUCAAGCCAGAAACUUGGGGUAGGAAAUAAAUAUUUUACACAUGCAUUUUAGUUUUGGCUCUACACCUGUUCUCUGUAGUUCUGCAGCCUUCCUGGCAGGGCCCAGGUGACCAAGCCUGCAAGAUACCGAGUUCCCUGCAGCUUUGUGGUUGUAAAUGGAGGGAGGGCAGUGCCAGUGGAGACCACCAGCUCCUCUGUGGCCUGCACAGUCAGCUGGCACAGAUGGGUGGUGCUUGGGAGCACUUGUGGCUCUGGCUACUCACAGGGCUGGAGUGAAAGGGGAGCUGAGCCCUGGAAAGCUUACUGCCCAUAGGACACCAUUUUUUAGCUCUGAUCACACGCAGCACACGAUUUGGCCCGGUGACUGCUCAUUUGUAGCACACCGCCCCGUGAAAAGAUUUGUUCCCAGGUUGUGUUUCCCGAGUGACGUGCCACCCUGGAUGACUCGCUUCCACACAGGAUGCUGCCCUCUGAGCUGCUGCCUCCAGUGUCUGGCUUGAAAACUUACUAGGACUUCCUUCCCAUUAAUGUCCGUCCCCCCCCCCCCCCUUACAACUCCAUACGUUCGCUGAUACUUUGCUAGGCCUGCGAAUCCAAGUUAUAUCUCUUGAAGCCAAACUCCACCUCUUGUGCUUUUUUUUGCUUGGGUUAAAGGAGUUUUUCUUUAGAAACAGUGCCAAGAAUGAUGAUACAUAAAAAACUACUUUUAAAGAAAAUGUCUAACAAGUUUUUAAAACAGUAACCACUUAAUUAUCACUUUCUUUUCUAGUUCCUUGCUUUUCAGCUCAGGCUGCAUUCUCUAACAUACUGUGAAGAAAAAGGUGUUUUUGAUCAGAAAUAUAUGAAAUCUACAUAGUCUUAAUUUGUAAAAAAAAAAAUAAUAAAUAAAUAAAGAAAAUUCCUUAACCUUU
Messenger RNA from Phyllostomus hastatus (greater spear-nosed bat), 2842 nucleotides. RefSeq names its product transmembrane BAX inhibitor motif containing 6 (gene TMBIM6). Gene Ontology annotation, molecular function: enzyme binding. Gene Ontology annotation, biological process: negative regulation of RNA splicing; negative regulation of apoptotic signaling pathway; negative regulation of endoribonuclease activity. NCBI's taxonomy places the organism in Eukaryota, Metazoa, Chordata, Mammalia, Chiroptera, Phyllostomidae. The transcript is spliced from 10 exons. Gene Ontology annotation, cellular component: mitochondrial membrane. Bases 142 to 855 code for a protein of 237 amino acids. The record is from RefSeq and is a predicted model, not a curated record.